Messenger RNA from Tupaia belangeri chinensis (Chinese tree shrew), 4463 nucleotides. It is a transcript of the gene SRPK1, whose product is annotated as SRSF protein kinase 1. Gene Ontology annotation, molecular function: protein serine/threonine kinase activity; ATP binding. The record is from RefSeq and is a predicted model, not a curated record. Lineage: Eukaryota; Metazoa; Chordata; Mammalia; Scandentia; Tupaiidae. Gene Ontology annotation, cellular component: nucleus; cytoplasm. The annotation marks the transcript as partial. The transcript is spliced from 16 exons. Gene Ontology annotation, biological process: regulation of mRNA processing; spliceosomal complex assembly; intracellular signal transduction.
GGAGCCGCGGCGCGCGCCCCGCAGCCGCCCCUCAGGCAGGCCCGGCAGCUGGGCCUGGCGCCCCUGCUAGGUCUCCACCCUCACCUUGGCCGCCUCCUCCCCUCCACAUUCGCCCUUCAUCCAUCCCUCUCUCCUGCAGUGCUUGCGCUCCAGGCCCGAAAGAAAAGGACCAAGGCCAAGAAGGACAAAGCCCAAAGGAAAUCUGAGACUCAGCACCGAGGCUCUGCUCCCCACUCUGAGAGUGAUCUUCCAGAGCAAGAAGAGGAGAUACUGGGAUCCGAUGAUGAUGAGCAGGAAGACCCUAACGAUUACUGUAAAGGAGGUUAUCAUCUUGUGAAAAUUGGAGAUCUGUUUAAUGGGAGAUAUCAUGUGAUCCGGAAGUUGGGCUGGGGACACUUUUCAACAGUGUGGUUAUCAUGGGAUAUUCAGGGGAAGAAGUUUGUGGCAAUGAAAGUAGUUAAAAGUGCUGAACAUUAUACCGAAACAGCACUAGAUGAAAUCCGGUUGCUGAAAUCAGUUCGCAAUUCAGAUCCUAGUGAUCCAAACAGAGAAAUGGUUGUUCAACUACUGGAUGACUUUAAAAUAUCGGGAGUUAAUGGAACACACAUCUGCAUGGUGUUUGAAGUUCUGGGGCAUCACCUACUCAAGUGGAUCAUCAAGUCCAACUACCAGGGGCUUCCACUGCCUUGUGUCAGAAAAAUCAUUCAGCAAGUGUUACAAGGUCUGGAUUACUUACACACUAAGUGCCGUAUCAUCCACACUGACAUUAAACCAGAAAACAUCUUAUUAUCAGUGAACGAGCAAUACAUUCGGAGGUUGGCUGCAGAAGCAACGGAAUGGCAGCGAUCCGGAGCUCCUCCACCUUCUGGAUCUGCAGUCAGUACUGCUCCCCAACCUAAACCAGCUGACAAAAUGUCAAAGAAUAAGAAGAAGAAAUUGAAGAAGAAGCAGAAGCGCCAGGCAGAAUUACUAGAGAAGCGAAUGCAGGAAAUUGAGGAAAUGGAAAAAGAGUCGGGCCCUGGGCAAAAAAGACCAAACAAGAAAGAAGAAUCAGAGAGUCCUGUUGAAAGACCCUUGAAAGAGAACCCACCUAAUAAAAUGACCCAAGAAAAACUUGGUAUAAAUAGAACAUCACAAAAAUUACUUCAUGGCACACAAGAGUCAAGUACCAUUGGCCAGGAUCAAACACUUAUGGAACGUGGUGUAGAGGGUGGUGCAACAGAAAUUAAUUGCAAUGGAGUCAUUGAAAUCGUUAAUUAUACUGAAAAUGGUAAUGAAACAUUGAGGCUUAAAGAGGAUCUACAUAAUGCUAAUGACUGUGGUGUCCAAAAUUUGAAGCAGGAACCUAGAUUCCUAAACUCCCAAAAUGGAGACAGUAGCACAUCUCAAGAAACAGACUCUUGUACACCUAUAACCUCCGAGGUGUCCGAUACCAUGGUAUGCCAGUCUUCCUCAACUGUAGACCAGUCUUUCAGUGAGCAGGACAUCAGCCAACUUCAAGAGAGCAUUCGAGCAGAAAUACCCUGUGAGGACGAACAGGAGCAAGAACAUAACGGACCACUGGACAGCAAAGGAAAAUCCACUGCUGGAAAUUUUCUCGUUAACCCCCUUGAGCCAAAAAAUGCAGAAAAACUUAAAGUGAAGAUUGCUGACCUUGGAAAUGCCUGUUGGGUGCACAAACAUUUCACUGAAGAUAUUCAAACAAGGCAGUACCGCUCCCUGGAAGUGCUAAUAGGAUCUGGCUACAACACCCCUGCUGACAUCUGGAGCACGGCAUGCAUGGCCUUUGAACUGGCCACAGGUGACUACUUGUUUGAACCUCAUUCAGGGGAAGAGUACACUCGAGAUGAAGACCACAUUGCGCAUAUUAUAGAGCUGAUAGGCAGAAUUCCAAGACGCUUUGCCCUCAGUGGGGAAUAUUCACAGGACUUCUUCAAUCGCAGAGAUCACAUUGCAUUGAUCAUAGAACUUCUGGGGAAGGUGCCUCGCAAGCUCAUUGUGGCAGGAAAAUAUUCCAAGGAGUUUUUCACCAAAAAAGGUGACCUGAAACACAUCACGAAGCUGAAACCCUGGGGCCUUUUUGAGGUUCUAGUGGAGAAGUAUGAGUGGUCUCAGGAAGAGGCAGCUGGUUUCACGGAUUUCUUACUGCCCAUGUUGGAGUUGAUCCCUGAGAAGAGAGCCACCGCUGCUGAAUGCCUCCGGCACCCCUGGCUCAACUCCUAAGUCCCUGCCCGGUGCCGCAGCAGAGAUCACACUGACCCUCCACCCUUCCUCUCCGAGCAUUUCCCUCUUCCCUUUUCAGGGUGAAGCUCUUCCUUCAGGAGUUUCUAGAUUUUUUUUCCCUAAUCCAACAUGUUCAUUUGGGUUUGCUUACUUGACCCUGUGGAGAUCCCCACAGCCAUUGGGCAUCCUAGGUGAAUCUGGCCUUGGUUGGGCUCUGCCAAAGACAGUGGACUAAGUGUGAAGCAGCCUCUCACCCUAUACCCUUGCCUUUCCAUCAGGACAUUCUUUAAACUAUAAGCAUCCUUUUUAAAAAGAGGUAUGAAGAUGUAUGAAUCCAUCCUUUUAUUCACUGACUCUAAGAGUCAACUUUUCUAGUGCAUAUCCUCUUGCCAGCAUAAGGAUGAGGAGGGGAAGGAAGGGGUGUUAAUUCCUUGUACAGCAGAAACAUUAAACUUGCUGUAUCCAGGCUGCGUCAUCUUCCUGGAUUGUUUCUGUUGUUCUUUAUGUUCACAUUUCUUCCUGCGGCUUUUAAGCUAUUUACCUUUUUAAAUGAGCUGUAUAAACACCGAAUUUGAAUACCAUUUUAUCACUGUUCAAAAGCACCGUCAAAUUACUUUCAUCCUUUAAUAAUUCUAAGUUCCUUGAAUCUUCGGUCUGAUUUUUAAUAUAAACACAGAUGGAACCAUUGAAUAAUAGUUUCUUGAGAACCUCGGGUGUUCUGCAAGUAGUCCUUUUCUGUUACCUUAAGAGCAGAGUGAUUUUGACUGCUUUAUUUUGUGUUCUUUCAGUCUUUGGCUGGCACUUUACUCAUUGCACUUGAGUGCCCCAUAACUGUGGAGUUGAGAUGACUCCAGAAAGGAAAUCUAGGCUUCAGACCUUUCCAUCUACCAAGAAAAUGUCCUAGAAUUCCAGUUCUUUCCCAAGCAGUCUCCCUGCUUUUUUUUUCCACAUUUUUCUUUACCUUGCCCAAAUUUCUGGCCUUGAAGCAGUUUCCUUCUGUGACUUUGCCUUUCUCAUUUUCUCAGAGCCUUGGGAUCUUUACUAAAACUCUGGAUAAAAGAACCAAGGGGAGGGGUGGGACAACACUUUUUUGGUUGGAUUUUUUCCCCCUUUGAUUUUUAAGAUUAGCCAGUCUCUGCUGCUAUUUCCUUGCAUAAAGUAAGUUUUUAACCACCAUUUUGAGAUGAUUGAGAUGUACGUGAGGCCUUUUUUUAUAUAUAUGAGAAAAGGCUUGGCGAGUUUUAUUUUAGGGUUAGCCUCUCCUAGACUUGCCCUAGACAGUACAUAUCCCUCGGGUAACACUGAAAAGCAAGAGGGCAGGAUUGGGGUCACAGCCGCUUGCUCAGCAUGGACCAAGUGGGCCUUGGGAAUUACAGCAUUCUCUGGACAUGGCUACAGGACUCUCUUAAUUUACAGAGAGCCAAGGAGAUGCAACUUGAGGCUCUACUAACGGGAUAAUCAAUGAGGCUGUUGGGUAACCACCUUUCUAUAUGGGAGAGUGAAAUCUAGUUUCUAGUUACCCACCAACAGCGACCCAAGGAAAAAGCGAUGCCAUUGUGCAAUCCAUGAACCCAUACAUAGUUACACUGAGUCACUGGCCAUUCAUCGGAUCCUUAAUUGGGUACUCCUGAAAUCAGACAUGUUCCUGUAGAAAGAAUUUUAAAUGAAGCUGUCUAUGCACCUAUCAAGACUAAAGAGAACAGACUGUAUCAAACAACGGCAGGGAAAUCCUUCAGCAAUCUAAUCUAUUUUGGGUUUUCAGCUGUAUUUACUUCUGAAGCAAUAGCGGACCAGAACUGAAUUCUCUUCUACAUUGUAAAAUCACAGUUGUGGAGUUACAGCAAUUCUGGUGGUGAUUUUUAAAAUGAGCUAACCAAGAAACAUACAAAGAGAAGGCCCAUUUUAACAGUUGACAUGCCAAGAAAUUUUAGUAGGAGAAGGAACCUUUAACUUCACGUUGGAAAAGUUUCCCCACCAAAUAAGGGCUUUACCCCCUGUCACUUAAGGAGCCAGAUGACUGAGAAGAUGUGGAAAGAGGCAGCUGUAGAACUUGGUCUUCCAGGUACCAUGUGUACCUUUUUUGAGCUUAAUCAUAAUACUGUCAAAUCGUCAGGAUCUCACUAAAGGAUUUCUAUUUGCUGUCAGUUAAAAAUAAAACCCUGAAUACAUUUUUAUUCUUUCUACUGAGUACAUUGUCUGUUUUCUUUGGAAAUGCAGUACAAUAAACAAUUAUAUAAUAA